GCAGGUCCCAGAGCACGACUGUUGGAGACCACAACGAGGAAUGAAGAGGGUCUCCAUGGUUCUCCAUCCGUCCUGGUUCAAACCGGAUCAUCUACUAUCACAGGAAGACGUUGCCUUUCUGAACAAGAACUAAAGCUGAACAUCUGACAAAGCAGCUUCCGUAAAGUUUUGGUCAUGCAGUCUCUGACUCGGGAGAUCCAGAGCUUUUCCCGGACGCGGCUGCGAAAGCAGUGCACCCGUGUGACGUCGCUGAGUGGCCGUCGCAUUAUCGAGACCUGGAAAGGUUCGACAAUUACUGUGGUGGAAGACCCCGUGCCCCCGGAGAAGAUGCUGGGCUACGUCCCUGACACCUCCUGGGACCUGCAGGUCGGCUUUGUCAAACCCUACCUGCUUCUGGGUUCCCAGGAUGCUGCACAUGACUUUGGCACGCUAAGAAAGCACAAGGUUUCUCACAUCUUGAACGUGGCCUUCGGAGUAGAGAACGUGUUUCCGGACCUGUUCAUCUACAAGACCGUCAGCAUCCUGGACCAUCCCGACACCGACCUGCUGCAGUACAUGCAGGACUGCUGUGAUUUCAUCCAGCAGGCCCACAGAGAGAAAGGUGUUGUGCUGGUCCAUUGUAAUGCCGGUGUGUCACGUGCACCGGCUGUGGUCAUUGGUUACCUGAUGUCAUGUGAUGGACAGCCCUUUGAAGACGCGCUCUCAGCGGUGAAGUCUGCCCGGCCUGCCUCCUCCCCCAACCCUGGCUUCCUGGAACAACUGAGGAACUACAAACCGCCCACAAUGAACGGGUCUAAAGACUGAAGGCAAAAGUUGGGGGAGGUCAUACAGUUUGGUGACAAAUCUGUCUGACUGUAAUGAAAACACUGCUAAGUAAUCAUAAAAUCUGAUAUGAUUUAAAAGUAUGUAUGAGGUGUAGAAUAUUUUUUAAGUGCAGAAAUACUCUUCAGCGUUUACAGAAAAUGUUAGACACUAAAUAUCACAAUGAACUGUGAGAAUAGGUGUAUUUAUCCAAAGUUCCUGUUUGAUUUACAUUUAUUCUCCUGUGGUAUAUUCAAUUGUGUGGAUUUUGACAUUUCAGAUGUUUUUUGUGAGCUACUGACCUAUAAGAUCUUUCUUUUGCUCUGGUGUUUUUUGUGUAUUAAAGCUACUGUCCAGUGGUGCAGUUCUUUUCAGUAGCAACAGCACAUCAAUCAUA
Messenger RNA from Fundulus heteroclitus (mummichog), 1198 nucleotides. RefSeq names its product dual specificity phosphatase 19a (gene dusp19a). Gene Ontology annotation, molecular function: JUN kinase phosphatase activity. The record is from RefSeq and is a predicted model, not a curated record. Bases 175 to 804 code for a protein of 209 amino acids. The transcript is spliced from 5 exons. Gene Ontology annotation, cellular component: cytoplasm. Gene Ontology annotation, biological process: regulation of MAP kinase activity; protein dephosphorylation. NCBI's taxonomy places the organism in Eukaryota, Metazoa, Chordata, Actinopteri, Cyprinodontiformes, Fundulidae.